UGGAGGGGCGUGAAUUCUCGUUCCUUUGGCAGACGCAGGUAAACACGGCGCCCAGCGUGUCCGUGCGCUCGUGGUUAGUGUGGCACCCUCGCUCUCCCCGCGCUCAAGUGGAGAGCACCGCCAGUCGGCACUUGUGUGAGUGAGCCUCUGUGUGCGUGUGCUUGGAGGAGGCCAGGCUGCCUCUAGCCGAUCUCCGCCUCUCUCCCGGCAUAAAUUCGCCCGUUAGUCUGUCUGUGUUGACAAGGACCGCUUUCGGUUGCACGGUUGACAAGUGUUCUCGGAGAGAAGGAGCAAGAGCCACGUCUGCAACGUUUGCACGUGAACGUUCAGUGCUCACGGGGAACUGCUUGAAACGUCUCGCAGCUCAAAUCAAUCCCUUGUCCUCACGCUCCUUGCAGGCGGGUCAGGCCUCCUCCAGUCCCUCGCCCUAUCGACAUCGAGCGCUCCACCAGCCAUGAACUCAGGGUCGGUCUCGCCAAGCAUCCUGGAGAAGGCAGGGCUCGCUCGCUCCCUCGUGUUUCUAGGUCAGAAGAGGUCACCCUCUUAUGUAACCGAGACCACGAAACUGCCCUCUGAUUUGGCCGACGGAGAGGUUUUGGUUCGCGUGGAGCUGGCCACUAUCUGCGGCUCCGACCUGCACACGCUCAAGGGCCUACGGAAGCCGCCCUACCCAUGCGUCCUGGGUCACGAGGGCUGCGGCGAGGUGGUGGCGUCGCAGAGACAAGAGGUGAAGGUGGGCGAGCGAGUGACGUGGGGCGUGUGUGCAUCUUGCAACAGGUGCUCUCUCUGUUCGCUCGGCCUGCAGAAUAAGUGCGUCUCUUUGUUGAAGUGCGGCCAGACCCUCAUUUCCUCCGCGACACUCUUCGGCACCUACACCACCCACGUCCUCUGUCGGCCAGGCACGCCCAUCGUCCCUCUCCCGCCCGUUCUCACGCCCAAACUAGCCGCCCCUAUUAACUGCGCCUUGGCCACGAUGGUCCACGCCCUCAGUAAGGUGCCGCCCACGCCCAAAGCGGGCCAACUCGGUGCCCAAGUGGCAAUGAUUCAGGGUGCAGGUAUGCUUGGUAUGUAUGGUGCAGCGUUACUAAAGGAAGCAGGUUAUACUAAGGUCUUCUGUGUAGACAUAAAUCGGUCAAGACUCAGCCGAGUUGUAGAUUUCGGAGGCAUUCCUGUCCAUCCCGACCACGAGGAGGAACUAGUGGAAUCCGACAGCGUUGAUGUCGUCAUAGAAGUGUGCGGACACAAAAAUGUCAUACCUCAGGGAAUAAGGGCACUACGGACAGGAGGAACGUACGUGUUAGCGGGCCUCGUGCAUCCGGACUCCAACAUGGACGUCACAGCUUAUUCCAUUAUCCAAAAGUGUCUUACGAUUGUUGGCGUGCACAACUACACAGGUCAUCAUCUCAAAGACGCGGUGGCCUUCCUGACCCGCAACCAUGACCGCUACCCGUUCAGUGCUCUCAUCGGACCCACGUACCCUCUGUCUGAAUUCCGGGUAAGCUGUGGUGUUAUUAUUUAUCCUCUCUUGUUAACAUUGUCUGUUUCCAUGUUGUUUGCUUUUUAGUUGUUUGUUUGGGUU
Messenger RNA from Penaeus chinensis, 1579 nucleotides. RefSeq names its product 5-exo-hydroxycamphor dehydrogenase-like. The coding region runs from base 455 to 1564 and encodes 369 amino acids. The transcript is spliced from 10 exons. Lineage: Eukaryota; Metazoa; Arthropoda; Malacostraca; Decapoda; Penaeidae. The record is from RefSeq and is a predicted model, not a curated record.